GGAACGGGAAAAUAAAAAUGAAAGAUGGACCCACCCUCCCAGUAGAGCACCAGUAUCAGGAAGAAUACACUGGGAAGGAGAUGACAAUCUGUCAGCCCCCGACACUUUUUCAACUACCUGCUGGAAAUGUCCCCAUUUUCCUUUAGGCCCUACUACCAGAUGACCCCUGCAAGCCUCCUUAUCCUCAGCCCUGAAGUCAUCACAAUGGCCACUUGGGUUCUGGCUGGGGUGGGGCCCUCUACGACGUCAGCAAGGGCCCAGCCCUGGCUGGUCCUCAGUCUCCAGGUGCCAGGGCAGACCAGCACACCAGGAGCCAUUUCCUCUCGGCUCACAUGUGGUCCCUGAAAUCGUUCCUGUGCUUUUCCAUGGGUGUUACCUGUGUCUACGCCUAAUGUUUACUUCUCUGGGAAAGAAAGCCAAAGAAAUCCAGGGGAAGAUGCUCUGCAGAGGGCACUUUUUAAUUUGGCAGAAUCGACAAGAACAUGCUCAAGACUGGCUUGAGAUCACGUUGCUCUGGCUUUUCUUCAUUGUCCUGAGGUACGUGACAGUGAAGUUGGCAGGAGAGAGUGGCCACAGUAAAGUGCAGACUCCUGCUGCCCUUCAGGCCCGCUCAUUUGGCUCUCUCGGAAGGCAAAAGGAAAAGACAUCCUCUGAAGAAGACUAUAUGUUCCAUACAUUAACCCGGCUCGAGAUGGAUCUUGUGAAAUUUGUGUCCAGUGUGCGAAAUCUGAAAAUCACCACAUCAACCGGUGGUAACCUCAAGCCCCUCAAUGUCGAGAUUCCUGCAGACCUAUGAGCUCUGGGGCAACGAAGAAUCCGACUGAGUGGAUUUGUGAGUCAAAGCAGGAAAGGAAUUGUUGAGAGUUGAUAUACCUUAUCCAAACUAAUAAAACUAUUCUGAAGCAAA
This is a messenger RNA of Cervus elaphus (red deer), 907 nucleotides long. Its product is annotated as protein FAM209B-like. The transcript has a single exon. The record is from RefSeq and is a predicted model, not a curated record. NCBI's taxonomy places the organism in Eukaryota, Metazoa, Chordata, Mammalia, Artiodactyla, Cervidae. Bases 392 to 796 code for a protein of 134 amino acids.